Messenger RNA from Seminavis robusta, 1833 nucleotides. Lineage: Eukaryota; Bacillariophyta; Bacillariophyceae; Naviculales; Naviculaceae. The record is from the annotation of a GenBank genome assembly.
AUGGCUCAGCAGCUAGAGGGAUGGGCGACCGUAGGCCCUGCAUCCCACAAAAGAGUUCAUAAGAAAAAGACCACUGCUACCACCAACGGUGCUACAUCCAGGGAAGCCGCGGUGAGACAAUUCCUCGCAGUCUACAAGACACGAAGAUGCCUUAUCGAAGAGCAUCACGACAAAAAACUUUGUACUAACUACCACGAUGAAAGCGACAUGCGUCGAGAUCCUUUCGAGGAAUUCUACCUACCAGAGAAUGCCAACAAUCAAGUUGAAAUCAUGUAUCAUCCGGCCAACUUUCGAACUGUCAUCUGUCGCCGUGGCCCACAAGACUGCCCGUUCAAGAAAAACUGUAGCUUUGCUCAUACGAAAGGAGAAAUGAGAGAUCACCAAAUUUCCGCCGGUGAAUAUGAACUCACGCCAGUGGCUCGCCGCAGCCUUCCCUCUCUCGGAAGUGCCGUGUCGAAGAAGCUCUCCUCGAACUCGAAGAUGAGUUCCACGCUUGCCAAUUCGCAGACCUCCUUGUCGGGCUACUCGUCUACAAUCCAGCAAGUACCAGGGUCCUGUUUUCACACUACAGAAGUGUUAAGCUUGGUUCCUCAUACGAUCCCUUGGUUUAUGGUCCACUAUCCACCGUUCUUCAAUAUGCUUCGAGAGAAAGCCCUGGAGCAAGGGCUGUCUCAGGUCACGGAGCCAGGACCCUUGAAAAAGUAUGGGAAUCAAGAACACGGCAUUCUCAUAACGGGGCCAAGUUCGGACGUGCUCCUGGCCAAGUUUACGUCGCUUCUUCUGAUGACUCCACCGAGGCGCUUCUUCGUUUUGGUGGAACGUGCUUAUGGGACUCGAGUUGUCACCAAGUUAUCCAAAUUGAUUUCAGGUGCGGAGGGGCAAGGAGCUCUGUUGGGACAUUUAUCCAACUCAGCGUUCCUAGAAAUUGACUCUGAGAGUAUCAGGGUGUGUGCGAAAAACGGAGGACUUUUCAAGGGAAACGCCAUUGUGAAGCUGGUCUUUGAAAAGAUUGACUUUUGGGUGAAGCAAUCAGGCUACGAUGCCUUUCUGGAAUGCCUAGUUUGCUGCGAGCCCCGUAAUCGAGACGAAGGUGUAACUUGUAUAUCCGGCCAUUUCUUCUGCUCAGCAGCCGAUGGAUCCGCAAACACAACCUGUGUUGCAACCAUGGUGAAGAGCCAAAUACCGUCGCUCGCUGCGAACCACGCCUGCAUCACCUGCGGUGUCUGCAAGGAAGUCAUUGAAAUGCAGACACUUGCCAAUCACCUCGAGCCCCAGGAUUGGAAGGAGGUAAACUCAGCAGUUCUCGAUGCCAAGGUAAAGCACACGGAAGAAACUCUGGCCAAGCAGUUUGAUCAAAGACUAGAAGAUCACAUUCAGGACUUCAUGGAGAGAUAUGAGUCAACGGAUGCCCGGGUCAAGAUGAAGGCAGAGCUAGUCGCAAAGCGGGCAAGAAACGAGGCCCUCAACUUGAAGUGCCCGCACUGUAAAGCAGUCUAUGCUGAAUUUGAUGGAUGUAUGGCCUUGAAGUGUGCCAUCUGUCACGGGAAUUUCUGUGGGUAUUGUCACCAUCCCGUUUCAACUUCCCAGGGCGCACACGAACAUGUCCGAGAUUGCAAUGACAAUGAAUCAAGCAAUGGUAGCUAUUUUGCAUCCAAAGACGAAAUCAAACGAGGUCAGAGGAAGUACAGGACGAAGCAACUGCGAAAGUUCCUGCGGCAACACAAGAAGGAGAUCCAAAACGCAACUAUUAUUGAGCUUCAAAAGGAUCUAGCAGACCUUGACAUUGAUCCUGCGGCAUUGUUUGAGUUUGGGAAUCUCAUGCCUGAGCUUUAA